AUGUUUUCCUCUCCCAAUUUGGGGGUCCUUGCUGCAGCUUUUCAUCCAAAUGGACUCAAUAAUUCCUCCGCUAAUACCUCCUCAAAUACUGUAGUCUCUCCUCCAAAUAGUAACAAUUCGAAUUCCUCCAUCACCAACAGCCGGUUUCCACAAUCCAACAACCCCGAUGGGAAUAAUUACAGAAAUGGAUUUUGUAUUCGACAAUCUGCUUUUUCCUCCCCUGAAAAAGGCAUCUUAUCUCCACGACAAAAUUCCUAUGUCGGUGUUACUGCCAUAGAACUUUUAAUCUCAUCGAAGAAGAAACCCAUGGCUUGUGGAUUUUAA
Rodentolepis nana is the source of this 324-nucleotide messenger RNA. The record is from the annotation of a GenBank genome assembly. Lineage: Eukaryota; Metazoa; Platyhelminthes; Cestoda; Cyclophyllidea; Hymenolepididae.